Papaver somniferum (opium poppy) is the source of this 546-nucleotide messenger RNA. Its product is annotated as transducin beta-like protein 2. The transcript has 6 exons. The record is from RefSeq and is a predicted model, not a curated record. Gene Ontology annotation, molecular function: protein binding. Lineage: Eukaryota; Viridiplantae; Streptophyta; Magnoliopsida; Ranunculales; Papaveraceae. Bases 1 to 546 code for a protein of 181 amino acids.
AUGCUUACAGUUACUUGGACUUUUCUUCAAGAUCUCAUGGACUCAUUUUUAUACAGUAAUCCUGACACUGUGAUGGAAAUUAUAUAUUCCAAGGAUGGUUCAGUAAAGGAGGUUGCAGCAGUUAUGCAGCUUAAGGGUCAUAAGAGUGCCGUGACCUGGUUAUGCUUUUCACCAAAUUCAGAACAAAUUAUAACAGCAUCCAAGGAUGGUACCAUCAUAAUAUGGAACAUUAACGUGGCACUGAUAUUUCUAUCUGUCUUUGAAGUUCGGUAUCAUCUUUCCGAGGACCCAAAGACUCUAAAGGUGUUCCCAGUACCACUUCAUGACUCGAAGGGGGAAACUUUGCACUAUGAUAGUCUCAGUAUUUCACCUGAUGGAAAAGUAUUGGCUGCCACCCAUGAUUUAAUGCUGCAAUGGCUAUAUGCUGAAACUGGGAAGGUUUUGGACACAGCUGAUAAGGCUCACGAUGGCACUAUCACAGGCAUUGCUUGGGCGCCGAAGAAAAUUCCUAUGGGACCUGAUCGAGGAAUGGUUUUAGGCUUUUAG